AUGGAUGAUUGGAAGACAGAUUUUAAUAAUAAUUUACUUCAAAUAAAUGACACUAUAAAUAAUUUGAUUAAGAACGACCUUGCAAAACUGAACGAGAUUGUAGUCGAGUUGAAGGCAGAGAUCAAUAAUAUGCGUAAUGAAUACACAGAGAUUAAGACUGACAUAGUAAGAUUAAAAACUCAGCAAGUGGCAACACAAAAAGAAAUUAGUAGUCUCCAGCAGUCGGUACAAUUCAAUGCUGACCAGCAAGACGAGCAAGUAAAAAAAGAUUGA
This is a messenger RNA of Parnassius apollo (apollo), 273 nucleotides long. NCBI's taxonomy places the organism in Eukaryota, Metazoa, Arthropoda, Insecta, Lepidoptera, Papilionidae. The record is from the annotation of a GenBank genome assembly.